Messenger RNA from Oncorhynchus masou masou (cherry salmon), 3801 nucleotides. Its product is annotated as diacylglycerol O-acyltransferase 1-like. The transcript has 17 exons. Gene Ontology annotation, molecular function: diacylglycerol O-acyltransferase activity. The coding region runs from base 202 to 1722 and encodes 506 amino acids. Gene Ontology annotation, cellular component: endoplasmic reticulum membrane. The record is from RefSeq and is a predicted model, not a curated record. NCBI's taxonomy places the organism in Eukaryota, Metazoa, Chordata, Actinopteri, Salmoniformes, Salmonidae. Gene Ontology annotation, biological process: triglyceride biosynthetic process.
CGACAGAGCGAGCCGCCGUAGAAUCGCUUACAAACUAUCGCGCCUCCUCAAUCAACCGAAUGUUGACGUUUACAACAGGGACUACAGCCCGCUCCGCUACAGCUUGCUGACAACACGGGCUGGUCUUUCCAGCAGAGACUUGAGGGAGAAACGUCUAGUGCAAUUCCAGCAAGAUAAGGUUGAAUGUAUCAAAUUUCGUAAAUGGUCGACAGAAACGACAGAGUCCCCAUGAUGACUGGCAGGACAAGGAGAUCAACCAUCGGCCCCACGCCAGUGGGGGGCAAUUCGAAACAAGCCAAUGGCAGCAAGCAGAGCAGCGCAGGGGAAAAAACGCCAAGCCAUCCGAGCCACAGCAACGGGAAGGUGAAGAAGGAAAAACAGGAGCACGAGCCGGUCAGGACACCACAGGAGAGGAGUACAAUCUGCGAAAGACUCAGCUGCCAUGUCCUCCAGGAGUCCCUGCUCAGCUCAGCCAGUGGAUACAGUAACUAUAGAGGCAUCCUCAACUGGUGUGUGGUCAUGCUGGUCUUGAGCAACGCACGCCUUUUCCUGGAGAAUCUUCUAAAAUAUGGGAUAUUGGUGGAUCCCAUCCAAGUUGUUUCACUGUUCUUAAAAGACCCAUAUAGCUGGCCUGCACCAUGCCUUGUCAUUGUCUCCAACGUGUUCGUAAUGGCAGCUUUGUACACGGAGCGGAGGCUAUCUGUGGGCACCAUCUCAGAGACGACUGGAACAUUCCUUUACUUGGUCAAUCUGACUACCCUCCUCUGUUUUCCAUCAGCCACUGUGCUCACGCUGACCUCCAUGACCCCAGCUGGUGGAGUCUUUGCCCUGGGUGUGUACACCAUCCUCUUCAUGAAGCUGUACUCCUAUAAAGAUGUUAACAUGUGGUGCAGAGAGAUUAGACAUACCAAAGCCCGCACCCUGACCCGCUCCCAUUCAUGUCCAUCUGUGGCCCAGUCAAAUGGAUCAGCUGUACAUUCUCAUGUGUCCUACCCUGGGAAUCUCACACACAGAGAUAUGUAUUACUUUGUGUUUGCCCCAACACUCUGCUAUGAGCUGAACUUCCCCCGGUCACCACGGAUACGCAAGAGCUUCCUGUUGAGGAGACUCUUUGAGAUGCUUUUCUUCAUACAGUUACUGAUUGGAUUGGUACAACAGUGGAUAGUGCCGACGAUUCAGAAUUCCAUGAAACCAUUCCAGGAUAUGGACUUUUCCAGAAUGAUGGAGCGCAUGUUGAAACUGGCUGUUCCCAAUCAUUUAAUCUGGCUCAUCUUUUUCUAUUGGUUUUUCCACUCUUCCAUGAACUUCGUAGCUGAGCUGAUGCAGUUUGGAGACAGGGAGUUUUACCAGGACUGGUGGAACUCUGAGACGGUCACUUACUUCUGGUCUAACUGGAACAUUCCUGUGCACAAGUGGUGCCUCCGCCACUUUUACAAGCCCAUCAUGAGGAGGGGAGUGAAUAAGUGGGUCGCCCAGACGGCCGUCUUCCUGGUCUCCGCCUUCUUUCACGAGUACUUGGUGAGCGUUCCUCUGAAAAUGUUCAGACUGUGGGCGUUUAUGGGCAUGAUGUCUCAGAUCCCACUCGCCUGGUUUGUCGGCCGCUUCCUGAGAGGUAACCAUGGCAACGCUGCGGUCUGGAUCUCGCUCAUCAUUGGCCAGCCCGUCGCCGUGCUGAUGUACGUCCACGACUAUUAUGUAAUACAUUACAUGUCACAAUCAUGAACAGUUGGUCGCAAGCAGAGGAGCAAUACAUUAUACUAAAGGACAAAUUGAAUGUCAAAUGGUUUACUUUGAAAGGGAAAUAUAUGAAGCUUGACUGAAUUAGUAAGAAUUUUACACUAAGUAAAUAGUUUGGCCUCCAGAAACAAUUUCUCUAAUGCACUUAUACAUCAGAGAGACUUGGCUCCCGUCCUAUCAUUGCUGUGAAACACUGCCCUGACAAAACUAGAGAACAUUUGUAGGCCUUUUCUCUGUUUCUUACUUAGUCUACAAUUAUGAAGAUCAACGCAGACAUUCCUAUAGAUAAACCUUACUAUCGGUGUGCUGCUUUUUCACAUGCGUUUGACACGUCUUUUUUGCCUUUGAUUAAAUGACCUGAGUAUUUUAUUUGAAGUUGUGUGAACUCAUGUGGCUGCAGUAAUAACCAGUCACAUGUAUUGUGCAUAAGUCAAGCCAAAUCUGUUAUUACACUUGUGAAACUGUAAUGUGUUUGCACUACACUGCAUGCUGUUUGCUAAUAAAUAUAUUUUUUUUUUGCUAUAAUCUUUGUAAAUUAUAUAAAUGGAACUGGUGGAGUUGAUGCACAUGCAGCUAAGAAAAAUAUGGAAAUGUCUGUUCUACUCCAUUACAACCAACUAAUUGCAGCAUUACCACAAAUGGAGGAGGCAAGUGGAAGGGGGAGAAAGUAAGGAACUUGUCUGUCGGUGCUGCGUUAGACAAAUUGUGGUAAAUAGAAAGUAUACCAGUUUCAUUUUAAGGACCAAGAAAUGUACAGCUGUGCCAUAUUGCAAAAUAGCUAGGAAUAGAUUUAAUGUACUGAUUCCAUGGCACAUGUUUAUGAACUGAUACACAAAACAACGCCGGAUUCAAGACUUUGUUUUUCAAUUAAAAUGAUUUUUACAAAAAUCUUGCAAUCCAAUAGAAUGUUAUAGGGGAUACAACCAUCCCAGCUCUGCAUAUUUUGCUGCGAAGAGACAAUCAUUAUCAUUUGUUUUGGUACUGUCCAUAUGUAGCUUGUUUUUGGUCACAGGUUCAGGAAUGGCUGAAAUUGCAACAUUUACCUGGAGGAGUUAACUCAGCAAAUAGCACUGCUGGGUGAUUUUAAAGUCAGUCAAAUCAAUAAAUAACUCUUGGCAAAAAUUAUUUAAUCUGUAAACUGAGAAUAGAAAAGGUUCAGAACUUUGAAACGGCACAGUUAAAAUAUGGAAAAUAAAUCAAAACUGGAUGGUGAGAUAGCUGAGGGGAGGGUAUAAGCUGGAAGUAGAAGCCUAAACAUGGUUGUCCAUUAGUUACCUCCAAUUAGGGAAGGGGUGGUAGAGUUGAGGAAAAUAUAUUUACCAAAAGUCAAUCUACCCCUCCCCCCCAAAAAUGUACUAAAUAAGACGAGUGCUCAUGAUAUAUUCAAAGAGCAUCAGCGCUUAAGUACAAUGUAUUGUAAAAUAAGUUUUAUAUGCCGAUAUUGCCAUCCUAUUAAAGAUGCUGGUGAUCCAAAUAGUAACAAGCAUAUCGAUUGUGUUGUACCAAACAUACAGUAUGCAUGUAUCCCUUUACGCCAUUCCAGACCUGCACUGCAGUGAUCCUGUGUUGUCACUAGUAUACUGGAACUGUGGUCUAGUUAGCCCUCAACCCUUCAUGUUCAGUAGGACCGUCUAAACAUGCCUUUUCUUCAGCAAAGGGUCUACUCAUUCAUGCCCAUGUGCCUGACAUCUCUACAUGAGCCACAUAAACCAAAUCCAGCCUGUAUUCUCACUUCAGAGAAACUAAAGUGCUUAGUUUCUAUUGUCAUGUAUUGUAGAAAAUAAGUAUUGGUUGAGUUCGGUUUUAAUUCUUUCUUUACACUUCAUUCAGGAAGGUUACUCAUUUACAAUUAAGAUUAGUGUGUAUUUGAUGGGCAGGUAAGAGGUAUUUUCAGAAUGUGAUGUUUGUUUAUACUGUAGUAACUCAACUAAAGAUCUAUUUUAAGCCCCCAAUCUAGUGGGUGAUAUGUUUCUAGAACCUUGAAUACCAGUGUGAAGUCAGGAUUGCAGAUGUAGGUGAGCAGAUUGUUUUCUAUGAAAUUAAAUCCUGCCUGUGGAACUGUAA